This is a messenger RNA of Wasmannia auropunctata (little fire ant), 678 nucleotides long. Its product is annotated as membrane alanyl aminopeptidase-like. Gene Ontology annotation, biological process: proteolysis; peptide catabolic process. The record is from RefSeq and is a predicted model, not a curated record. Gene Ontology annotation, cellular component: cytoplasm. The annotation marks the transcript as partial. The transcript is spliced from 3 exons. NCBI's taxonomy places the organism in Eukaryota, Metazoa, Arthropoda, Insecta, Hymenoptera, Formicidae. Gene Ontology annotation, molecular function: peptide binding; metalloaminopeptidase activity; zinc ion binding.
UUUAACAUUUUUGUUUCGUUAUAGCUCGAACCGACAUGGAACAUGGAGCAGCAAUUCGUAGUGCAGCAAUAUCAAUCUGCAUUAAUAGCGGACAGUGUUGAAUCUUCUCUUCCGAUGACUCGGGUGGUUUCCAAUAAAUCGCAAAUUGCAGGAGUAGCAGAUACUAUUACCUAUAACAAAGGAGGCAGUAUUAUCCGUAUGAUGAGCCUCAUAUUCGGAACCGAAAUUUUUGAUAACGCAUUACGUAGCUACAUACAAGACAACAUGGAGCAAGGAUUGGGCCAGCCGGAUGCUUUAUGGGAAGCAGUAAAGGCUCAAGUAAAUAACACAAGAGUACAUCCAAGCUUAAACAUUGACGUAAAAACAGUAAUGGAUUCUUGGACUACACAAGCCGGAUAUCCCGUUUUAACAGUCGACGUUAAUGACAAUGGUAUACUGAAAAUUACUCAAAAACGCUUUCUUCUGAGAAAUAUAGAUAACAUUGCUACGGAUACCGUUUGGUAUGUCCCGCUCACGUUUACCACAAAAAGCAAACUAGAUUUCACUAAUCUGAUUCCAAAAUAUUGGAUGUCUACCGAACAAAGCACCGCUUUUUACAAAAUUGACCCGAAUAAAUGGAUUAUAUUUAAUCUUCAAUCAUCAGGCUUUUAUCGUGUAAAUUACAACAAUCGCGGAUGG